Seriola dumerili (greater amberjack) is the source of this 7281-nucleotide messenger RNA. It is a transcript of the gene rfx7, whose product is annotated as regulatory factor X7. Gene Ontology annotation, molecular function: DNA-binding transcription factor activity, RNA polymerase II-specific; RNA polymerase II cis-regulatory region sequence-specific DNA binding. Gene Ontology annotation, biological process: regulation of transcription by RNA polymerase II. Bases 3 to 4295 code for a protein of 1430 amino acids. The transcript is spliced from 10 exons. Lineage: Eukaryota; Metazoa; Chordata; Actinopteri; Carangiformes; Carangidae. The record is from RefSeq and is a predicted model, not a curated record.
UGAUGGCCGAGGAGGACCCCCAGCAGCAACAGCAGCAGCAGCAGCAACAGCAACAGCAGCAGCAGGCGGACCGCGGGGCGGGGAGCCUGCCCGGCCUGCUCCCCGGGCUGCAGGGCGCCGAGGCCAGUGCUCUGCAGCUCAGGAUCAAGAACUCCAUCUGCAAAUCUGUUCAAUCAAAAGUGGAAAACAUUCUGCAAGAUGUCGAGAAGUUCUCAGACAUCGAAAAGCUCUACCUCUACCUUAAGUUGCCUUCUGGUCCCAACAGUAGCGCUGAUAAAAGUGACCAGAGCGCCCUGUCGUCGAGCCGCACACAGCAGAUGCAUGCGUUCAGCUGGAUCCGCAAUCAUUUAGAGGAAUACCCAGAGACCUCUCUUCCCAAACAGGAGGUUUAUGAUGAAUACAAGAGCUUCUGUGACAAUCUUAAUUACCACCCACUGAGUGCUGCAGACUUUGGAAAAAUGAUGAAAAAUGUCUUCCCGAACAUGAAGGCGCGUCGACUUGGCAUGAGAGGAAAAUCAAAAUAUUGCUAUAGCGGACUAAGGAAGAGACCCUUUGUUCACAUGCCAUCAUUACCCACUCUGGAUCUCCAUAAAACAGGGGAAGGACUCCAGUGUGAUGUCCUGGAGUCUCCGGGUCAGCUGAGCAGCAUAAAGGAGGAGGUGCGAUUUGCGGCCUGUGAUCUGGUGUGUGAGUGGGCCCAAAAGGUGCUGAAACGGCAGUUUGAUGCUGUGGAAGAUUUGGCUCGUUUCCUAAUCGACAGCCAUUACAUCAGCAACAAGUCUCUGGCAGCGCUCACCAUUGUGACCGGCACAGCAGCAGAUGUUAAGUCUCCACAGUCGUUGUCAGCAUUCAUGCCCACUGCUGAGGCUCACUCCUUCCAGCCUCACGUGACAACCUUGUCGUCACCUUCUGUCGAUGCAAAGCAGCAGCUCCAGAGAAAGAUCCAGAGAAAGCAACAACAACAGGAACAGAAGCUGCACUCUCCUUUACCUGGAGAGGGACAAACCAAGAGGGCAGAUGACAGUGGGCCUUGUUGUAGCCCCACUUCUCCAUCACCUCAGCCAGCCAUAGGCAUUGUGGUCGCUGCUGUCCCGAGCCCCAUCACGGUACAGAGAAGCAGGCAGCUGAUGUCCCCCAGUCCAGUGGGAACAAUGGAGAGCAAAGUGCUGCCUUUUAACUUUCAAAUGGUGACACAGCCAGUUCAGCCGGUGAAACAGAGCCCCAAAACCCUGCAAAAUAUUCUGGCCAGUCCCGUGGGAGAACGCACUGCUCGGCAGCGCUAUGCUCAAAUCCUACCCAAACCCUCUGCCACCACUGCUAUCACUUUGCGCUCGCCCUCCACCAUGAUCAUUGCCAACAGCCCCAUUAAGACUGUGAUGACUACAUGUCACGUCAGCCCAGUCAGUUUGGUCAAGAUGACAGCCAUAUCUCUGGCACCCACCAGCAGCAAUACCACCACAUCCCUUACAAACACAACUCUGCGACCAGCAUCUGCAGGUAUCAGCAGUUCUGAAAUUGCAGAAGACAUCACCUCCAAUCAAACCACAAGGAGUGCCUCCGCAGUCCCCAUUCUGACCCCGGUAGCCAGGCCAGGGCAGACUACUGGCAUUCAUGGCAUCGAUGUUGAAAUGGAAGUUGAAGCUAUACAUAAAAGCAGCCAAAUGCAAAAACCUAGCAGUCUCAGAUUGACUCAAGGAGCAAUGGCAAAUAGAACCGGAGGGGCUGUGCAGAGGGCUGCCAGUGUGCCCAUACCUCAAACUAAAGGCUUCCUGGCUCUGGAGGAGACGAUCUCUAAAUGCAAUGGAAAGUCCUCCUCAAGCACUAACACUGCCGCAGCAGUUGAAAGCAGCAAUAUGAGCGCUAAUAAUGCAAGCACUUUGCACUUAACUCCCUCCACUCAGAAUACCAGCGCUGUUUCUUUACUGAGCACCAGCAGAGCACCUUCAUUUGGGGAAACAUCAACAAAGGAAGGUUUCUUGUCCACUAAGAGCCUCAGGAAACGCUCAGGCCUCAGCCCAGAGCUUUCGCCAGUCAAAAGGGUUUUUAUGCCCCAGCAGCCAGUAGGGGGCACUGCUGGUCUUGGAUAUGGCAUCAGAAACACAGUCAGUUAUGUCCCCAGGUCAGGAGCUCCAACUAGACCUGAGAGUGCACCAGCAACCAGGGAGGUGGAGGUGAAAAUGAACUCUGUCUUGUCCACUCAAGCCAAUGCAUUCUGCACUUCCUCUUUCAGAACCAGUGGCUUUUACUCUGUUGCCAAAACACAGAGCUCAAUGCAAAGGAAAAACACUUCCACUGUUAUGGAAACUAGCACCUCAGUCAGUCACGCAUUAAUACAGCAACAGCAGGGGCACACAAUGACUAACAUGCCAAUCGUACCUUACAGCCCCAGCCUCCAGACACAUUCAGGUGAUGGUAGGAGUUCGAACUCAACCACCGGGAGCCUGGAAAGAGCUCAACAACAGACCUACACUCAGUCCAACCCUGCUGCUGAACCCAUAGAGUUUUUGAGUCAAGCUUCAUCAUCCAGUCAUCUCCCCAUGCAGAUGGAUAUGGACUACUUUACCUUUGAUGAUGAUGUGACUCAGGACAGCAUUGUGGAGGAGCUGGUGCAAAUGGAGGAGCAGAUGAAACUUAACAACCUGCAGGAGUUUGGAGACUGUGUCACACUGCAAGGCCAACAGGCUGUGGUGCCAGACAACAUAAUGUCCACCAAUCAGACCAUGACUACUUUCUAUCAUGCUGCAAACAACAGCAGCAACCCGAUCCAAACUCCAACCCCGACACCCACACCCACACCAACAUCAGAGAUGAUGGGAGGAGCCCAAUGCCUCACCGGAGAGAGCCCCUGCUCCCGGAUCACCUCCACCACCCCGGUGGACAGCGCACUGGGAAGCAGUCGUCACACCCCAGUUGGUACUCCACACUCCAGCUGCAGCAGCACUGUGCCUCCCAGUCCAGUGGAGUGCAGGAACCCAUUCGCAUUCACACCCAUCAACUCCAGCAUCACUGGCUUCCAUGAUGGCAGUACCGUCUCCAGCAGCCCUGUCAAGCCCAUGCAGAGGCCGAUGGCCACCCACCCAGACAAGACCAGGCUUGAGUGGAUGAAUAACAGUUACAGCAGCAGCAGCAGCGGGAGCUUAAACAAGUCAAACAGUGGAAUGGGAAUCCUCCCCAGCUAUCAAGGCUUGAUAGAUGACCAUUUUCAAAAACCUCACGCCUUCGCCGUCCCUCAUCCACGGCACCAUGACAGCAAUUUUGGCCGCUUGACUCCCAUCUCGCCUGUGCAGCAGCAGGUAGCUUGCAUGUCUAACAUGACCAAGCAGGAGGGCUUUGCUGUGCCUGCCCCUCUGGAUAGCAAAACCACCAAUGUACCUGCUACAAAUUUUCGAUGCCGCAGUGUAAGUCCAGCGGUGCAUCAGAGGAAUUUUAGCGGAAGCGCAGGAAACAGUGCCCUUCCCAAUGUACUGCGUUCAGUAGUGUCUCCCUUUAACUCUCCUGUGACGCCUGAGGUGUUGAACAUCUUUGCGAACAGCCAGACAAAUCUCGGGGUGAGCAGCAUGGCUCAGCGGAGCCGUUCUGUGCCGCUCAACAUAAUGAUGCAGACUGAGGUCCCGCCAACACCGGGCCAACAAUGCAACAGCAAGAACAUCAGCAGUGUCCUCCUCAGCAAGCUGGACGGGGACCACGAUGAUGCUUUGCGAGGUCUGGGCAUCAAUAAUUUAUCCUCCAGCUACACUGCACGUAUGAACCUCACCCAGAUCCUUGAGUCUGACCCCAGCCUCCCCUGCACUGACACCCACCUCAGCCUGAUGACCUCUGAGCCCACCAGCACAUGCAAGAUGCAGAGGCCGGAUUACCUCAUGGAAAAUGCCAUUAAUGAACAAAUGAUUCUCUCUGCAAAUGACAGCCAAGUACAAUCAGCCUCUGGAGAGCAUCAGCAGGCCCAGUCUAUGUUGUUAACUUUGAACCCACAGCAGCAGCAAGAACAAUUACAGCACCUUGCUGCUGGCAGCCAGCUCAUCGAACAGGUGUCGGAGCUGACCACAGGCGGGGCGGACUUCCCGUGUGAAAUCAGAAUGACAUCAGAGCUCUCCAGUAGCAUCAAUGACCUUAAUGCAUUGGACACAAACCUUCUGUUUGACCCCAACCAGCAGCAAGGCCAAUAUCAAAACGCUACCCCGGAGGAGUUGGUGAAUGAUCCACUGUUUCAGCAAAUUACCAGCGAGACGGCACAUUCAGGUGGACUCGACUGGUUAGAAAGCAAAGAUCAUCCCACUGUUGGUUUGAUGGGUUGAGAAUGGAGCUUUUCAAAAUUGUGUUGAUCUUGAUAGUCUGUGGUUGCUGUUUGUUUUAUUUAUUUUCAGGCAUUUACACUUUAUAAUGCAACACUGGACACAUUGAGGUUUGUCCAGUUUAAGUGCCAGACUGAACUGCAAAGAUGCUGCAACACUCUGAUUAAAAUGCUGGUCAUUUCCCAUUAAUCAGAGACCAUCCCCUCACAUUGUUUAAUUAAGUGCAUUUCCAACAGGUAAACACAGGUUACUGUACAAAAGAAGAAACCGAAUCCUUAACCUGUCUUAUUAUAUUGUGUUCGAGAUUUCACUGAAGUGUCAGUGAUUUAAAAAAAAAAAAAAAAACAUAACAGAGCCACAAAUUUCUAAAGAAAUGUGGAAGUUAAUGCGUCUUUUACAACAUUUCUUAAUAUGAUUGUAUCUAAAUCCAAGGCAUUAUCUAAUUAAAGCAUAAGGUACAAAUUACAAAAUAUAUUUGAGACAUUUGGGUGCAAUUAUAGAGUCACUGAAAAAAAUGGAAUAUCACAUGCACCAAGUAUGAAGUAGCUUGCCAUCUGUGCAAGUACAGUCAUCUUUGUAGGAGCCUUAGGUGUCGGUCUGGUUUCAGUGCCUGGAGCUGGAGAAGAUAUUAACAACAAGACAUGUUUAAAAGUAUAUAUAGAAAUCUCAUUUAGUGACACAAACACUGAAUGUGAAUCCAUUUAAUAUAAUCUCAUGAUGAGUUAUCACUGAUGAUUGAUGAUAUGUUGAAGAGUUUGCUUGGAGCAUAUAUUAGGACGUGGAUGUAUUAAUAAUGAGUGUUGUAUCCAUUUAUCUAAUCAUAAACGUAAUAGUGGAAUAUAUGAAGAGUAUCUGUUAGAACUUUGGAAGUGUAUCAGAGCCAUAAAAGGAAGUGAUAUGAUAUGAUAUAACUGUCAGGCCCAAAGUGAUCAUAAUUCUGGUUAUUAGCAUAUCCACAUUCUUCAGGCUUUGAAAGACUUGUACAUGAUGUCAAUAAUAAUGACUGGCCUCUGCUUUAUUGCUAUAAAACGUAGUCUUGUUUAAUCAUAAUUAUAAAGCUCUAAUGAAUCCCUUUAAUUUACAUGCAAAAUUAGCUUUUGUUAAUUGUUUAAUCCAAAGAUAUAUUAAGAAAUAACAGCCAUACACUAUAUGAAAAAAAUCAGAAACAGAUUCAUGUCAAAGAAAAACAAGAGUUAUCUUAGUGGUUCUGAGUUGUUUAGUGUGGACACAUUAAACCUAGAAGGAUGACCUCUGUCCAGCAAUGAGGCACUAAAAAUAGCUUUAAUUAUGCAUCUGUUUACAUGCCAUUUAUACGGAAGUUGUGUCACACAGAGCAUUAUGAAGGGUUGUGUGAUACCUUUUCAUGUUGUAGUGCCACAUACAACAUGAAUCAAACAAGCAGCAAAAGAUGUAGGCUCAACCACAAGAAAAAACGUUUACCUAAGAAUAAAACUAGACUCCUGCAAUGGGGGGUUCCUGCACUUUUAAAGUAUGAAUCAAUAAAAAUUGAUUGGAAGUUACAGGGGAAGGUUUUCAUCUCAAAAUAAAGUAGAUGAAAGUGAAAGGAACGUAAUAAACACUUAAACUCAUCAAACUGCACUGACAAUCUGUAAUACUUGUUUUUCUUUACAACAAUGCACUGUGUUUGGUUUGGAUGAUUUUUUAGGAGGAAUUUUAUUUUUUCGCUGAAUGUCCCGAGAAAUGAAUCAAAAUGUAUAACAGCUACUGAUCAAAUGUGAAAGUCUUUUACAUGUUUUACACUGAUGAUGAGCAGUGUGUAAAGAAGGGAUGCGACCACUGGUUCAAAGGUGCUUCGGGGGGUUUUUGGUUUCUGAGCCUUAUGUUCAUACCAAAGACUCACCUUUAAAUAUAACCUGCAAUAACAUGCACUAAGCUCUUGAGUGUCUAAUAUAAAUCUCCUAUGUGACAUAUUGACAACAGUUAUAACAAGCAUAUUUUGUCAUAUGAAGGCUAAAAUGGAAAAAGUUGCACUGGAAAAACAUUUGUUUCUAAAAAAAAAAAGAGUGCAUCAGUACAACAUUAAGGAUUUCCCCAUGUUUUUCUAAACCAAACAGGUACAUCAAGUUUUUGUUGAGGCAAAAAAACACUGUAAUGUAUUCAUGAACAGUUUCUCUGUGUGUAGCUUUAGGUCCCUGAGUGUACAUUGUUGGUCACACUAACUUUAUUUGUUGUACAGAUCGUUGGUGUGGCCAGUUGUCCAGCGUGUUUUUGUUUCACGGUUAUUUAUUUAGUGUUGUUUGUACAGAAGGUAUAACCUUGCAAACCAUAUAACCUUGUGUGUUCACAAUAAUCUGAUUUGCACUGCUUUGUAACAUAUAUUUCAAGUGUCAUAGCAUAUUACCAUCUAUCAUAUACAGUACUUCUUUUUUCAGCGGAUGAUUUGUCGAAUAUAUGAUGGUGAAUAAUAAGAAAAUUUACCAAAACUCUCAAGAUUCAGCUUGCUAUGUAAAACCUUUCAGAACUGGAUUUUGGCAGAAAAUUAUCCUAGAAAAGAUUUGCACAACUUUUAAAGAAUUAAAUGAGACUAUGCAUGAUUAUAUGGUGUAAUAUUAAGGUCAUGAUAUAUUGCAAACACAGUGUACUGAAUCUUUGAGUGUGUUGAUAAAUUGACAGUUGUUUUAUACCGAUUACAGAACUUUUAACUUCUGUAAAAGCAGAUUGUAUCAUUGUAAUAUAUAAUCUCAUUUUGAGUCUAAUUUAAUAUUGAGUAUUCUGACCUUUCAAACCUUUCUUAACUGUGUGUCUGUGAAAACAUUUGCAUUUAUUUUGUUAGCACUGAUGUUUGUGUUUAUGAAGACGUUACCCUUCCUCUUGUUAUAAGUGGUGUAGAGCUGUAGAACUACCCUCCACUGUAGUCCUGUUGCUGUGGUCAGUCUACAGGGGAGUUGUUUUGUUGUUUUUUUUUUUUUUGCAUUUUAGCAAGUGAUUUUAUAAGAGGAAGUGCUUAUUGAUACUGAUUUUUAAAGAC